AUGGUCAUAUUCGGCGUACUCCAAGAAGACUGGAUGGAAGGGCCUGGCGCUGACGUUCCUUUCGACUUGGAAGGUGGACGAAGAAGUUCGAGAAUGCUCGGCGAGAGGCCUCCUGUACCAAGCAUAAGCCUGCCUUCACCGACCAACCCCUCCUUCUCCUCAAUUGACUAUGACCAAGCUCAAUUACGAAGCUCGAGCCAAGGGCCAAGCAUGAGGUCGAAUCGAAUCAAGAGUCCCGUCCCGUCCCCGGCACUCGGCCGCUCUGCGCUAUCGAGGAUCUUUGCCGCCCACGAUCUUCUGGAAAGCCUGCAUCUCAUGGUUCGCUGGAACUUGGAACGGGGGCGGCCAUCAGCCCGUCACGGCAGGUCUUGGUGGAGCUGGGUCGGGUCUGAUUGGUGGAACCGCCGACCAGGCCGUUGGGCUGAGAUGGAAACUCGGAGUCGGAGAGAGAUGGCGUUGGGCUACGCCGCCAGACAGCUGCUGAGCUGCGUCUGCUCGUACAGACGGUACACUGGGCCACUGGCUACCAUGCAUCUGCGAUCGUGA
Molecule: messenger RNA, 546 nt
Organism: Amorphotheca resinae ATCC 22711
Lineage: Eukaryota; Fungi; Ascomycota; Leotiomycetes; Helotiales; Amorphothecaceae
Exons: 3
Coding region: 1-546 (181 amino acids)
Source: RefSeq, a predicted model, not a curated record